This is a messenger RNA of Daucus carota subsp. sativus, 1267 nucleotides long. RefSeq lists its product as uncharacterized. NCBI's taxonomy places the organism in Eukaryota, Viridiplantae, Streptophyta, Magnoliopsida, Apiales, Apiaceae. The record is from RefSeq and is a predicted model, not a curated record. The transcript has 4 exons. Bases 246 to 1028 code for a protein of 260 amino acids.
AUAAAAACAAACACAUAAAUUCUUGUGAAAAAUCUUUGUUGUUUUAUGUAUACACAUGUAUGUAUCUAUAUAUCUCUGAUACCUAACCUGGGUUUUCUUGCAGAGACAAACGGUUUCCAUCUUCUCAAAGACCAGGUAACAAUAACAUAGAUUGAUUAAAAAGAUUGAACUUGCUUACAAUGUGAAGAGUUAUUGGUGUUUGUGAUUAUCAAUUUCUGGAAAGAAGAAAAUUUAAGGCGAAUUUAAUGGAUCAUAGUGCCGCAGAAGACAGAGAUCUUGAAAGCGGUGGAACAGGUAGUGAAGAUGAGAUACAUAGCAACAUUUUUUCGGGAAACAAGCGAGCGAAGCGUAUGCUUGGUAGACUUAGAAGUGGCAUUCUUGGCUAUGAUAGACAUGCUAAUAGUGAAUGUAGUUCGAGCACAUAUAGUAAGUUAGAUACAUUUUGUGAGGACUCCUAUGACAAUAUAGAUUUGGUAGUAGACAAAGAUCUAGAACACAGCAUAGAGCAGCUGCCUCUUUUGGAGAAGAAGCACAUGAAUGGGAAAAGAAAAAAUUCAAUCAGAAAGUCAUCUAAACCCCCUCGACCUCCUAAAGGCCCAACACUAAAUGUCUCUGACUUGAAGUUGGUUAUGGAAUUUUCGGAGCUUGCCAUGAAGAAACGUGCAAGGAUGAAACGCAUCAAAGCACUUAGAAAAAUGAAAGCUGAGAUAGCAUCUUCAUCUUCUUCAUCAGCGUUCUCUUCAUCAUCAUUUAGUGGGAGCCUAGCAGCCAUGGUUGUCACGCUUCUCUUUUUUGUUGUGAUACUCUUUCAAGGCAUAUUAGCUAGGCACGGGUCUAGUGCAAGCUUACCGGGGUCUCCGGAGUCAACUACAGUGGCACGUGGAUUAAUAUCAGUUAGUUUUCUUAAUAGUGCAUCAGUAAGGGAAGGCAUCGCGAAGAGUUCUGUCGUCCACAAUCUACUUUAUGUGCUUCAUCUGAAGGAAAAUUCUGAAAGAUGUUACAAAUUUGGAAUCCAGGCCACAGGAUAAAGCUGGUGGAGCUAGUUCUGGAUAGUGUGUGCAGUAAAAAAAGGGCAGCGUGAGACACCAACCCUGUUAACUGCUUAGCUCGACUUUGCGAGUUUACUGUAGAAUCUUUUUUUGACAGUAUUCUGUAUGUAUAUAUUACAUUUAUAAACCCCACUGACGGUUUGAGGAAAUAGAUUGUAAACUAGUCCCUGUACAAUUAGUUGAAUUUUAUGUUAAUCAAUUCUUGGGUUCUUCCCCAA